Colletotrichum phormii is the source of this 278-nucleotide messenger RNA. RefSeq lists its product as uncharacterized. The record is from RefSeq and is a predicted model, not a curated record. The coding region runs from base 45 to 215 and encodes 56 amino acids. Lineage: Eukaryota; Fungi; Ascomycota; Sordariomycetes; Glomerellales; Glomerellaceae. The transcript has 2 exons.
GUCAAGAAGAACUCGGGGAAACUAGUUAGUAGGGCAGAAGCUACAUGCACAUGUGUGAAAGCAGUAUCCUCGGCAACGCAACAAUCCAAUGGAGGCCAGGGUCGUCGAUUGGACCCCCAGAUAGCGCACCAGCUCGUGGGCUGCUUAGGUGCAUAGCAGUCCCUCUCGCACCCUCCUUGUUCCUGGUCCCUGGUGUGGUGUUCUGGGUAGCGUGAUGGGGAAGCCAAGAGCGAAAGAAGAAUCGCCGCCGCCGCCAUUCUGGGCCUGGUCGAAGAGCU